This is a messenger RNA of Ctenocephalides felis (cat flea), 4560 nucleotides long. It is a transcript of the gene atk, whose product is annotated as protein artichoke. The record is from RefSeq and is a predicted model, not a curated record. The coding region runs from base 1 to 4560 and encodes 1519 amino acids. Gene Ontology annotation, cellular component: extracellular matrix. Gene Ontology annotation, molecular function: protein binding. Lineage: Eukaryota; Metazoa; Arthropoda; Insecta; Siphonaptera; Pulicidae. The transcript has 6 exons.
AUGCUACUUGCAAAAAAUAAUGUUGCAAAUAUUGGUCUGGACAUGUCAAACAUUUUAUUAUUAAAAUUAAUGAACAAUAAAAUAUUACUGGCACAUAUUAUCCUUAACUGGAUAUCUGUUGAUUUUGCAUCCUCGGAAACUGCUUGUCCAAAGCCUGAAAUUAUUGCACCAUGUCGAUGCUCGCAACGUGCUGAUGAAGUACAAUUAUGGUGCAGUCACAGCGAAUUGCCACAUGUGAUGGCAGGCCUGCGUGCUGCAAGCACCAGCAUGACUCGGCCCAUCGAUGAAUUAAUUUUAGAAAAUAAUAAUUUGCCAUCGCUCCCUGGAAGAGCCUUGUUUACUUUGAGAAUAAUGCGCCUCAUGCUUCGCAACAAUGGCUUGCAGCGUGUUUCGAGCGGUUGGCUUGUUGGCCUGGAAGAAUCUCUUAUGGAAUUGUAUAUAGUAGAAGAUGAACUCAGAAGCCUUCCUAUGGAUAGCUUAGAUAAACUCAGAAAAUUAGAAGCUGUGACGAUUCAAAGCAAGUCGAUCAAACGAAUACCAAGCUUCACGGGUUUGUCCAAACUAAGAUAUCUGCACAUAGAAUCUUCAUCGCUCAUGGAACUUAACCCACGAUAUUUCCGCAUGUUGCCUGCUUUAGAAAAUUUACAUGUCAUGGGCAGCAGCAGGUUAAAUAGAUUAGAAGCAGGAUUUUUAGAAGAUUUACCAAAUAUAUCCAAUGUUAACAUAUCUAAUAACGGUAUAAACUGGAUUCAUUUGCGAGCUUUCUCAAGAGUACCUUCACUGCAGCAAUUGUCUUUAUCGGGAAAUAAAAUAUCUGAUGCUAGCAUGGUAGGAAGAGCUGUAAGAGAUUUGCCAUCACUUACAAGUAUUCACUUAGAGAAUAAUCAUAUUGCAAAGUUAUCAGAAGCAUCUUUCGUAGAUUUACCAGCUGUGAAAGAAAUAUGUUUGGCUAGAAAUAGAAUAGUAGAAGUUAGCCAAGGUGCUUUUCACAGAGUUCCAAUGCUUAGAUCAUUGGAUCUUAAUUACAACUAUAUUCGAAAAUUUCAUCCAGAAUCUUUUUUGUUGCCUUCAGGUAGCGGAGUAGAAGAAUUAUAUUUAAUCGGUAAUGAAAUAGAUAACGCAAAUGAAUUACGUGCUUUAUUUAAUGCAUUUCCGCGACUGCGUUUUCUGGAUUUGAGUCAUAAUCGCUUACAAGAAAUUCCAUUUGGUGUAUUAAGAGGCCAUCUAACUUUAGAGCGACUGCAUCUAAAUGACAAUAGAUUGCAACUCAUUGAAAGAGAAGCCUUAACCUCAAUGCCAGCACUCAGAGAACUAAGGCUUCAAAAUAACUCAUUGUCAAACAUACUACCUUCACCUUUUUGGAAUUUACCUGCUCUAAAAGGUUUAGAUUUGUCGUUUAAUUUUUUUCGAAGGAUUGAACCACGACUCCUUGCAAACUUGCCAUCUCUCCGAAAAUUAAACAUGCAAGAUAAUGACCUAAAUGCUAUUGAUCCGAUGUCGUUUCUAGAAACUCGACAAUUAGAAUCUAUUAAUAUAUCUAAUAAUGCAUUAGUUUCUUUUCAUCCAUCUACUUUCAGGCAUCUGGAUGGUUUAUUCGAACUUGAUGUAAGCUUUAACAAGCUUACCGACUUUGUGCCAGGACUUCCACGUGGUCUAGAAUCUCUUCAUUUAUUUCAAAAUCAAAUCGUUGCAAUACCUUUGCCCAGCUCGUUAGAUCUAGAUUUGCCGGCUUUGAGAUCAUUAGAUAUUAGUGGAAAUGAGAUUCAAUAUUUAACAAGCGGUGCCAUGCGUGCCCUGAACCAAUUACGAAGAUUACAAAUGUCCAGAAAUAAAAUUAAACAAAUCGAAGACGAUUCAUUUGACGGCGCAACAAAAUUGGAAUAUUUGGAUUUAAGUUAUAAUGAAAUUGAAUAUUUAGCAGAAAACAGCUUACGUUAUAUGAGCUAUUUAAAAUCACUUGAUGUGAGUAAUAAUAAAAUUGAAAUUUUACGCGGAGGAUUAUUAUUAGAUGCCAGGCGCCUCACCAAUUUAGACCUGAGUAACAAUAAAUUGGUAGAAAUUCCAUCCGCAGUGUUACAAAAUCUUCGAGAAUUAGUAAAUUUAGAUAUAUCUGUGAACAUGCUAACAAAACUACCUGAAACAGUGAUUGGAUUAAGAGCUCUAGAAAUACUCGAUGUUAGCGAGAAUCGCCUAACAACUCUACCGAAUGAUUUGCGGCCUCUGGCAUCGCUUAGCGACUUAAAUUUGGCAGGAAAUCGAAUAACGAUACUCAAACAAGGGUCGGUUCAAUAUUUGCCCCAACUGAAAGAGCUGAAUCUGUCAGAUAAUGAAAUAGACAUCUUAGAGCCGGGAUCAAUAAGGUCACUACCAUUAUUAUCGCAAAUUUUACUUGCUCGAAAUAAAAUAAGAGAACUUAGAGAUGCAGUGUUUUCAGAUUUACCAUCAUUACAAAGCGCUGAACUGCAACAAAAUAGACUUAGGACCAUAUCAAAUAGAGCGUUUUAUAGAGUUCCUCGAAUGUUAAUGUUAAAUUUAAGUCAAAAUCUCAUAGAUGAUCUAGACCAUGCUGGACUGCGAACAUUAAGAUCAUUAGAGGUACUAGAUCUGAGUUACAACAAGAUAUCUAGAAUUCAAAGUACUAGCCUUCACGACUUAGAAUGGCUGGUUGAAUUGAACAUGGAUAAUAAUAUCAUUUGCAACGUUCAUGGAGCACCAUUUAGUGGAAUGCCACGAUUACGUUUACUCAGUUUACGUAAUAAUAAAAUGACAAGUUUGUCAGAAUCAUCCGUUCAAGCUUUACGAAGCAACAUAGCCUUGCUCGACAUCGAUGGUAAUCCUUUAACAUGUUCCUGUGGUUUAUUAUGGAUGCAAGCAUGGAUGCAAGAGGCACAUUGGGCUGGUCCGCAUUGCUUUGACGGAACCAUGUUGAGAGAUGCCCGUAUUUCACGGCAACAUUGUUUAAAUAAUCCAGCUCGUGAAACUGAACCCAUAAUUCCGGGCUGCGAAUCAGAACUCCUAGACGAUCGUUUACCUAAUCAAGGCGCCAGCCCAUGGCUUGAAAAAAUCAAGCAAUCAUCCAAUCCAAACGACAUCGAUCGUCCAUCUCCCGAAGAAUCAGAAUAUUUUUAUGAUGAAUAUGUCGAUUAUCCUUUUAAUGAAACUAGCACAAGUAAAAGCAAUAGUACCCUACACAAAAAUACUACUUAUGCAAUUACAACUUCGCGUCCUAACACUGGCAAUACGCCUUCGUUUUAUGCAAGCACGAAUAUGAAAAAAAAUCUUUCAUCUACUGUCAAACCAACGCAACCGCCUAAUGUUCCAUCAGCUACUUUCACAUUUUUUGGUGUUCCUUUGCCUAGUUUAAACAUUAAUAAACUAUGGGGUUCCGGAAGAACUAGUAUGGAUCGUAAAAGUGAUCAAACAUCUCACAUAGGCAGUUCACGAGGAACAGGCAGGAUACAAAAUUAUCCAGUUGAUGCACCACAAGUACAAACCGGUGGAUUCAUUCCUAUAAUAUCUGGAACAACUGGUGGAUUUCAUCCAGUGAACGAUGCUUUUGGGGAACCAUUUCAAAAUACAACAACAUCAUGGCCAGAAGACUUUCCGUCCAACAAAUUUAAUGUGAAAAGAACACAAAUAGAAAAUGAAACAGAAAAUACCACAGAAUUUAAUGCUUUGCAACAAAUACCAACAUUGUUUACUGCCUUUGAGAAAUCCACUCAUCCAAUGACGGCAUCAAGUUUCGAUAACAUAACUGCUGAAAUACCAAUGUCUGAGAAUAAUGAUUUCAAACAAUUGACCAGUUUUUAUACAACCAUUGAUGAUACUGAGGAUAUUGAAAUUACAACAGUUCCAUACAGUCAAAAUAAUUUUCAAAUUACUGAACAAACAAGCAUCUUAGAACAGAUUCAAGCUGAAGAGAAUAAUUAUUUCAAUAGAACAAGCCCUAACCCAAACAUUUCAACAGAAGAAACAAAUUUCCACAAGUAUUAUUCAGAAAUCUCAAACUUACAAGAAACUACGACUUAUGUUCCCCUGCACAACGUAUCAGAUUUUUUGCCAACAACAAAGAAUGUUCCUAAUACAAACAUGACAAACAAUAUAUUAGAAUACAAUAAAAGUACAGAAGUUCUGAAUAAUAAGAAAAUAAAUACUGAAUUUUGGACACAAACAACUAAAAAUCCAGGUUUAUUAUCAGAUAUACUGGCUCCAAAUGGGAAUAUGCCAUUUUACAAACCUUCUGGUAGACCUACUAUUACAAAAGUUGUAUUUGCUGAUCAAAGUUUGACUAAUGAAGAAUUUGUGGACUCUCCAAGUUCAGUUGAAAUCGAAACAAUAGCAAGUUAUGAACUAACUACAGUAAAAACCAUCUAUAAUGACUCAUCAAUGAAUUGGUAUUUUGACAACUAUAAUAAAACUAAUCACAUCAAUAUGGUAACACAAAUGGAACCAGGAUUAAAUCAUUAUAGAAGUAAUGCAAAUUACUAUAGCCCGAAUUUUUAUGAAACAAAAGUUGUUCUUCUAAUUAUUAACAUAUUGUAUUAUAAAAUGAUGUCUUGA